AUGUUGGAAUACUUCACUUCCAAGAAAGUCAAGAAACAGGAAACGGAAAAGAAAGCAGAGGCUGGCCUACUACCACCCCUCAUCAACGAGGAAGACGAACAUUUCCUGGAGCGCAUCGUGUCUGCAGAGGGCACUCCACCACCGCUCCCUGAGCGACCGCGUGUAUUGGGGCCAGAGGCUGGGGACUCGACGGGGAAUGCGGCGCAGGUAGUUGUGCAUGAUGAGAAUGAUACUGCUGAGGAAGAGAAGAGGCGAAGCCCGAAGGACAAAGGGAAAGGGAAGGAGAGUGAGAAAGAUGCCGAGAAGGAGAAGAAGCCUGGAAGAUUCUCUUUCUUGCAUAGGAGUGGAACGAAAAAGAACAAAGACGGGUUAAAGGCAGACUCAACUGUCGCCACACCAAACGAAGCUGCUACUGAAGAGAUAGACAUCAACAAAGUCCUCGAGGACCUCAACCUUUCCGCCGUCAAUAACCGCGCUUUCUCUAUCUCGGAAGAAUCGCAAGUCAUCCUCCAGAAGUUCACAGUUAUCCUCAAAGACCUCAUCAAUGGCGUACCGACCGCUUACGACGAUCUCACACACCUCCUCGACGACUCCCAAAAAACACUAGCGAAGGGCUACGACCAUCUACCGGGGUUCCUGCAGAAGCUGGUCAUGACUCUGCCGGAUAAGUUAACCAAGAACCUAGGGCCCGAGAUCCUAGCCGCAGCUGCUGAAGCCCAAGUCUUGAACACAGCAGGUGCAGCCACGGCUGGAGGCGCCGAAACCGCAGGAGGUGCAGCCGGAAUCGGCGCAGCAGCCAUGAAGUUCCUCAAACCCACCAGUCUCAAAGACCUCGUCACGAAGCCCGGAGCCGUAGUUUCCAUGCUGAAAGCGAUAUUGAACGCUCUGAAGCUGAGGUGGCCAGCAUUCAUGGGAACCAACGUCCUGCUCAGCAUUGCACUUUUCAUCCUGCUGUUCGUAUUCUGGUACUGCCACAAGCGCGGCCGCGAAGUGCGUCUAGAGAAAGAAGCGAAGGUCGAUAGCGAAGGACGCAUCAUUGAGCUAGACGACGACCCUAUGCUGCCCAGCGGAGAGUCCAGCCAGAGCCGACCAGGUCCGUCGCGGAGCCAUACAGAUCGGGAGCAGCGUUCCCGGCCAUCGAGUCGUGAGAAUGGAUCCGGUCCGUCGAGCAGCGAGCGGGAACCGGAUCGGGAGCACCGACAUGAGCAGCAGGUGGGAGAGCGGGACCAUGCAUAG
Drepanopeziza brunnea f. sp. 'multigermtubi' MB_m1 is the source of this 1236-nucleotide messenger RNA. RefSeq lists its product as uncharacterized. The record is from RefSeq and is a predicted model, not a curated record. Lineage: Eukaryota; Fungi; Ascomycota; Leotiomycetes; Helotiales; Drepanopezizaceae.